GGAGAUAGGAAAUGAAGAGUUGAGAGUCCCAGCAGCUCUUAUCAUGACUUGUUCUUCGACCUCACCCGAGCUCUCUGUGCCAGAGGCGCUGAGGCAGAUCACAUCAGGGGAUCGCUGACACCUGCACACACUUAGCUCUCCUCCAAUCUCUGUGGCUGGAGCAGCAGGUGUGUGUCACUAAGACGUCACCUGCCUGUCAGAUCAGAUCAGUUCAGAUCAGCUGCUGCUGGUGAGACCACAGAGUCAUGGCCUCUUGGUUUCAACUCACCAGCAUAUUGCUGGUUUGCUUGUUGAGUGGGCUGGAAUUCUCCUCGGCCUUUCCGAGAGAAAGAAGUUCUGAGUAUCCUGACUCCAGGAAACAUUUCUUUGGGAAUCGCUACUCUCUCCAGUACCUCCAGGCUCUGGGACAGCCCCAAGAAAGGCGACUGUCCAUUAUGACUGAUCUGGAAAGCUCUUUGCGCCGUUCCCGUUUUCAAAAUCUACCUGGUCUGGAUCGCACCAGCAUACUAGAGUCUUCACCACUGGCCGGUCCCAGAAGCUUUGGAUUCGGCCUAAAGGUUCCUUCUGCCAAUUUCCUGGUCCAAAGCAAAAAAUUCAGUCCAAUGACUCACAGUUCUGAUUCAAAGAGUGGUGGGAGUUACAGGCCAAGCGGUGUUCAGGGGAAAGGCUCCAUAAAUGAUGAUGAAAUUUCCAAAGCGAGUUUUGAUCUCAGAUUAUCUGUUGCCAUCCCGAGUAGAACCGAAUCUUCAAAAACCAACAGCAGUAAUGGGGAUAAUUUUGCAAAUGUAAGAAGACCAGGAACCGGUGGUUUUGUUCAGAGCAGUAACAUGGAGCCACCAAAACCCCAAUCUAGUUCAACCCAGAGAGGAUCAGAAGAACGCACUAAUGGCAAUCCGGAUAUGUUUUCGUCUGGGCAUGUUGGCCAGUACGCAGUUCCUACUGAACAAAUCAGCCAAGGUGAAAUCCCCACCCGACAGAGUCCGGUAUUUUCAAAGGUAGCCCCAAGAAAAUAUCCAACUCCAUCCCUGCCACAAUAUCCUCAACAAUCUGACAAUGUUUACACAGGAUAUGACAGUGCCCAGGUAAAUCCUUCAAGUAAUGUCUAUGGGCAAGUUCAUAGUGAACAAACCGUUUCACCAGACCCCACAAAUAACCAUCUUUUUUUGUCUCCAUCGGAGUAUGAAGGGGUUCCAAGUGGACAAGACGUAGCUGGUCCGGUCAAACCCAGUGGCAACCACCAAACUUGGAAGCCAGUUGGCACUAAACUUACCUUUGCUUCUGAAAAUCAUAGCGGCCAACAACCAUCUUAUUAUAGCAGCCAACAACCAUCUUAUUAUAGCAGCCAACAACCGUCUUAUUACAGCAGCCACCAACCGUCUUAUUACAGCAGCCACCAACCGUCUUAUUACAGCAGCCAACAACCGUCUUAUUACAGCAGCCAACAACCGUCUUAUUACAGCAGCCAACAACCGUCUUAUUACAGCAGCCACCAACCGUCUUAUAAUAGCGACCAACAAUCGUCUUAUGGUGUCGGCCACCAACCGUCUUAUAAUAGUGACCAACAAUCGUCUUAUGGUGUCGGCCACCAACCGUCUUAUAAUAGCGACCAACAAUCGUCUUAUGGUGUCGGCCACCAACCGUCUUAUAAUAGCGUCCAACAAUCGUCUUAUGGUGUCGGCCACCAACCGUCUUAUGGUGUCGGCCACCAACCGUCUUAUGGUGUCGGCCACCAACCGUCUUAUAAUAGCGACCAACAAUCGUCUUAUGCUGUCGGCCACCAACCGUUUUAUUAUAGCGGCCAACAACCGUCUUAUGGUGUCGGCCACCAACCGUCGUAUGGUGUCGGCCACCAACCGUCUUAUAGUAGCGACCAACAAUCGUCUUAUGGUGUCGGCCACCAACCGUCUUAUAACAGCGACCAACAAUCGUCUUAUGGUGCCGGCCACCAACCGUCUUAUAACAGCGACCAACAAUCGUCUUAUGGUGCCGGCCACCAACCGUCUUAUAACAGCGACCAACAAUCGUCUUAUGGUGCCGGCCACCAACCGUCUUAUAAUAGCGACCAACAAUUGUCUUAUGGUGCCGGCCGACAACCGUUUUAUUAUAGCGGCCACCAACCGUCUUAUGGUGUCGGCCACCAACCCUCUUAUAAUAGCGACCAACAAUCGUCUUAUGGUGUCGGCCACCAACCGUCUUAUAAUAGCGAACAACAAUCGUCUUAUGGUGUCGGCCACCAACCGUCUUAUAAUAGCGACCAACAAUCGUCUUAUGGUGUCGGCCACCAACCGUCUUAUAACAGCGACCAACAAUCGUCUUAUGGUGUCGGCCAACAACCGUCUUAUGGUCAUGGACCGAAGGGGGAGACGGUUCCUCAUUCAAGUCCAGUACACCUUUCAUCUGUUGCUCCAUCACUGUUUGAUAAUAACGGGCAAGUUCAGACGGGGCAAAGGGAUUUCUCUUUAUCUUCUGAUCAGAACAGCGGAGGUCAGAAUGGAAAACCCACUUACACAAAGCUUUUACUUGAUGUGGAAGAUGAACAAGGACAUGGAUAGAACAACUACCUUCCCGCUCCAACAACACAGUCUGGCCAGAACCCGGAUGAGAUGCUUGUUACUAAUCCUAGUCCACUGCCUGCUGAGCUUCAGUCUCUGGUUACAGUGAGCCAAGAUCAACACUGUUCAACACGGCUCCACUUUUGAAAUGUUCCAGAGCAACAAACCUGAUUGUCACAUACCCGGUUCCAGCCAAACUCCUAGCAUGGACAGUGGGGUAGACCAAAUGCAAACUGUGCAUCUGAUCCUUCACAUGUGGGAACGAUUGCUGCCCCUGUUCCAACACACUCUGACCAACAACAUUUCCAGGACCAAGCUCCCAGAGAAUGGCAGAUUCUUUAAGUCUUGGUAAUGGACAAUAUCCUGUUGAUCAAUUGUAACUAUGGCAGCCUGCAUAUUACCAGACCACUGAGACCAGCUAUAGUUUAAAUUUACCUUCCUUCCUACUUCCUUUAGUCUAUAAUACAGCCACCACAGCAGUCCUUGAUGCCAUCAGGGAAAAGCAGAACUGGUAUGUUACAAUACCAAUCUCACAUUUUUAAUAUGCUGUUUUUCAACUAUUGUGAAACUUUUCUUUUUUUACAGACUUUAUGAUCUGAUCUGUAGCAGUGUAUGGAGGAUAUUCUUCAACUGACCAGUUACCAUUAAAAUGU
This is a messenger RNA of Scophthalmus maximus (turbot), 3205 nucleotides long. Its product is annotated as hornerin-like. The record is from RefSeq and is a predicted model, not a curated record. The transcript is spliced from 3 exons. Bases 246 to 2552 code for a protein of 768 amino acids. Lineage: Eukaryota; Metazoa; Chordata; Actinopteri; Pleuronectiformes; Scophthalmidae.